Messenger RNA from Pyricularia pennisetigena, 351 nucleotides. RefSeq lists its product as uncharacterized. Gene Ontology annotation, biological process: translation. The coding region runs from base 1 to 351 and encodes 116 amino acids. Gene Ontology annotation, molecular function: structural constituent of ribosome; RNA binding. The transcript is spliced from 2 exons. Gene Ontology annotation, cellular component: ribosome; cytosolic small ribosomal subunit. The record is from RefSeq and is a predicted model, not a curated record. Lineage: Eukaryota; Fungi; Ascomycota; Sordariomycetes; Magnaporthales; Pyriculariaceae.
AUGUCGUACAACAAGGACAAGGACUUCGGCGGCGAGGCCCCCAAGACUCACAAGAUCCGCAUCACCCUGACCUCGCGCAAGGUCCAGUCCCUCGAGAAGGUCUGCACCGAGCUCAUUGAGCGCGCCAAGUCCAAGGACCUGCGCGUCAAGGGCCCCGUCCGCCUGCCCACCAAGACGCUCAAGAUCACCACCCGCAAGACGCCCUGCGGUGAGGGUUCCAAGACCUGGGACUGCUACGAGAUGCGCAUCCACAAGCGCCUCAUCGACCUCAACGCCCCGACCGAGAUUGUCAAGCAGAUCAUCGUCAACAUCGAGGCCGGCGUCGAGGUCGAGGUCACCAUUGCCGCUUAA